CCGAAAUAACUAAAAUGUUCCUUAAAUGCCUUGAUUGCCGUUGUUGCUUUAGUAUCCCUUACCGCACGUAUAUUAAUAAAUUUAGUAAAUGCAUCUAUAAUAACAAGCAAAUACAUGUUGCCUCUCUUUGAGCGAAUAAACGGGCCCAGAUGAUCUGCGUGUAGUGUAUGGAAUGGCUUCUCCAACUUCGGUAUGGGGUGAAGCAUUCCUUCCUUGGGACCACCAGGUGCUUUGUGAUGCGCACACUCCAGGCAAGCGGAAACGUAUUUCUUAGUGAAUCUACGCAUUUUUGGAAACCAAAAUGUGCUUCUUAAACGAUUUAAAGUUUUUUCGAAACCAAAAUGCCCCACAUCGUCGUGAUUCAUGCGCAGCACCUGCCACCUACAACCCCUCGGAACUACCCAUCUCAAUCCUUCGUCUAAAACUUUGUACACGUAGUUACCUUUCAACUGAUAAUUCUUACGCACGUCAGCUACAAAUUUGGUUUUGUCAUCUUCUAAAAUAUCUCUUAUACGUUUUAUCUCACUAUCAUCACCUUGUACAGUAGCGAUCCAGUCUCGUAAAUCUACGUGUAAAACAUCAAAAACGUUUUCAGUGUCCAUAUCAGUAGGCUCACUAACAGGUCCACGGCUGAGGGCAUCUACGUGAGCCAUACGCGAACCGGGUCUGUACUCAAUUUCGCAAUCGUAUUCUUGAAACUGAAUCCACCAGCGAGAAAUUCGCGGUAUAAGGUCCCUCUUUGUUAAAGUGGUACGAAGAGCAUUACAGUCGGUGACUAUUUUAAAUUUUAGCCCCAGUAAAUAGAUUCGAAAACGAUUUAGAGAUGCGACAACUGCCAAGGUUUCCAAUUCGAAGGAAUGGAACUUUUGCUCAUCUGCUGUUGUCUUACGACUGUAAUACGCCACUGCUCUAAGUAAGCCGUCUGUACCCCGCUGCAAGAGAAUCCCUGCAACGCCUAGCUUUGAGGCGUCCGUAUGCAGUUCGGUUUCUAAACUAGGGUCAUAUAAAGUCAAUAUAGGACGUUCAAUUAAUUUUGCCUUCAAAAUCCUGAACGACUCUGCCUCCUCAGUGGUCCAUUUCCAUUGGAAUUUAGACUUUAAGAGGUCCGUCAACGGGCGAGCGAUAAGGGCAAAGUCUUUUACGAACCUCCGAAAGAAGCUAGCAAGGCCGACAAACCGUCUGACAUCAUGAACGUUUCGCGGAGUGGGAAAAUGUUUUAUAGCUAACGUUUUACGUGUCCCUGGGCGUAUCCCCUCGCCACUUACAUGAAAGCCUAGAAAUUCUAGCUCAGUGUAAAAGAAGUUACAUUUUUUGAACUUUAGGGUAAGUCCAGCGUCUUUUAAAAGUUGAAGUACCUCCUCUAAACGGCUCAUACCCUGAUCAAACGAUUCUGAAGGAAUGAGUACGUCAUCCAUGUAAAUAAUCGUGUAGCUGACCUUUGACAGUAUUUUAUUCAUGGUUCGUUGAAAGACAGAAGGGGCGUUUGCUAAUCCAAAUGGCAUGCGUUUAAAUUGAUACUGCCCAUCUGGAGUCACAAACGCAGUCUUGUCUUGAGACUUAGCCUCUACAGGAAUCUGGUAGUAGCCUGAUGCGAGGUCCAGGGUCACGAACAAGGAAUUUCCAGAUAAUCUGUCGAGUUGGUCGUCAAUUAUGGGUAAUGGGUAGUGUUCCUUUUUGGUUUUAUUAUUUAAGGCGCGAUAAUCGACACAUAGUCUGCUUUCACCAGUCUUUUUCUUAACUAGUAAGACUGGGCUAGCAUAAGGUGAGUUUGACUCGCAUACUAUGUCCGCAUCAAUCAUUUCGUUGACCAUGGACUGGACUUGUCUACGCUCCGGAAGGGACAGUCUAUACGGGCGAUAAACUACUGGUCGCAAAUCAUGUAAAUCAAUUUCCAUUUGAACUAAACUAGUAAAUCCUAAGUCUUUUAAGUUAUCCGAAAAGCACAUCUCAUAUCUUUUGAGCAACUCUUUAAGUCUGUUAACUUCGUCUUCGUUAAGUUGUUUACCAUAAUUAAAAGUCAAACUAGUGUCAGAAUUUUCUAAGUCUAUUGAAUUUACGCUUAAAUAGUCGCUGACACAGAGAGCUCGCGUAACAAGCGUAUCUCUCUUUAGACUAACUAUACUAUCACUAAAGUUCUGUACCAGUAUUCUACCUUCUCCGUUUUCUAUUUCAUAUUCACCUGGCAUCAAAUAAUAUUCCUUUUGCGGCAUACCACGUAGGGAACCAUUAACACGGACCGCGCCCGAAUAUUUGUUUCCAGAGAAGCAUGGUAACGGAAAUAAUUCUUUAGGGGGUAUCGUAAUAUCGGUUGUCAAACUUAAUUGUAAUUUUAAGGGAUGAUCACGAGCAAAUAUCAAUGAAUCUGUAGUUUUUGUUAUAACUAUACCCGGUUUCUCAGUGAAACUGUGUCCAAUUAAAACAGAAUAUUUGAUUACGCUAUCAUCAACAAUGUACGCGUCGACUUCUUCUACAAUAUCUUGAAUUUCAAUAUUGACGUUCGAGACGCCCAAUGGUAUCACUAUAUUAUUGCCUAUUCCCCUCAUAGUUGGCAAGUUGCUAUCAGUCCACGUAAUUCCUCUCCUAGUGGCCUCACUAUGACGAAUCAGCGUACAUUGGCUACCCAAAUCUACGUAACCUUGAACAAGUUCCCCAUUAAGUUUCAAAUACAUUAGGUAUUUACUAUCAUUCAAAAUAUGUGUUUCGAUACGCAUGACAUCUUUAUCCUUAGGUAUAUCGUUCUUAUUGGUUGAGUCGGAUGGGAGUCUGGGACAGUUAAUAGACAGAUGACCUAAUCUGUUACAAACAGUACACUUUAAUAUCUUUUUAGUACAUUGCGAACUGAAGUGCCCGGGUUCAUUGCAGUUAAAGCAUACAAUCGACAUUUUAUUCUGUGAUCUUGUGGUCUUAGUUUCGCCAUUAUUUACCGUCUGCCUAAAACUAUUGACGGGUAAAGACGAGGUAGUGUUAUUGCGUUUGUCAUAAUUAACCUUUGACCUGUCAGGUUCGCGAGGCUGCUGCUUAAUUGAUUGAAAAUAUUUAAGGACUUGCUCCGGUUCCUGACACUUUGCUGCUUUCGCACCUAAUCUUAACGAUCGAUCCUCAAUCCCGUAUAAUAUACAAUCAACCGCACGUUUACCGUGAACUUCGCAUCGAUUUAGUAAAUUAAUUUUUUCAUAGUAAUAAUGUUCUAAAGAAUCAUUAAAUUUAACACGUUUUGACAACAUCUCGGUGAGUAAUUCAGCAUAGUCUUCACUGCUCGGGAAUGAUUCCUCCAGUUUGACCUUCCACUCAGACCAUGAGUAAGACAUAGAUGGGAGAGCCUGAUACCAGGUUUUUGCAACCCCUGUCAAUUUUGGCAAGGCGUAGUGUAUUAUCUGGUCAUCACCCCAACCGUAAAGCUUUGCACACUCAUCCACUUUAUUGAUCCACAUAAGUAUAGUCUGACUCUUAACCAUAGGGUCAAAGUCUGGAAUCACAUUACCUAACAUGGGAAAUUUAUUACCCUGAGGUCGACUAUUAGUUAAAGCUUCCACCAACGUGGCAAAUAUCGCUUGUGUGUCACUAUUAAGAACAUUGGGGUAACUCACGUGUCCAGACGGUGGCGGUGUUUCUCGUUCGAUGCUGGAUUUCGAGCGUUUGCUGCGACCUCGCCUGCUGCGUUUCCUAUACCGGUCUCGGCUGCGACGACGUCGCCUGUGCUCAUAGCUGCUGCUCCGACUGCGAUACUGGUCCCGACUGCGACUCCGAUUUCGGUGACGGCGAUUCGUAGGCCGCUCGUGCGAUUUCAAGGAAUCUUCAUCCGAUCGCGGCCUCUGCUCAUGAGUACUGCUUGAUCUUGAAUUUCUGCUUUGGUUGCGUCGACGUUUACGCUUAUUGCGCUUACGAUUGCCGCUCAUUUCAUCCAUUUACUAUUCGAUUGAUAUGCUCCAACUUCCGUGCACAACAACAACACGUGGUUAUAAGGUUAUUAUUUUUAUUGAAAUUUCUUUAAAAUCGUGGGCGUACUUGGCUUAUCCCACUUCUGAGAUGAAGGAUCUCAGCUUUUUAUCGCAAAUUAAACGAUGAUGGUUGUAAUUUAAAUAGAUUUAUUUUCUGACAACUGACCGGUGCAAAUUCACAAAGUAGAAUGCAUCAUUUUCACGUCAAAACUAAAUGUCAUUCGUUCACAGUGUUGUCAUAGACAAAUCGAUACAUUAACCGGCAUUCGGUACAAUCAAAUAAUCGUUUAGGUUUAUUUAUAUAAACUGAAGCAUAGUUCUCAAUAUUAAUUUGUAGGCGCAUACUGGCUAAUAUUUGAUAACAAUAUCUACACCUUACUUAAUUACUUAACCUUACAUAAUGUACCAGCGCCAGAAAUUUUACAAAUACCCUACAUAACUAAAAUACCAUAUGUAAUAUUAGGAGAUCAAGCUUUUGCAUUAAGCACACAUUUGAUGACACCAUUUGCAGGAAUUCAUCCAAAAGGGUCAAAAGAAAGGAUUUUCAACUAUAGACUAUCAAGAGCACGCCGAGUAGUAGAAAAUGCUUUUGGAAUCAUGUCGGCAAAAUUUAGAGUAUUGAGAAGUACAGCUUGGCAAAAAAGUCUUGAAACGGUACUAAAAUAUUUGAUCACUGGCAACACUCUUUUUAUCAAAUGUCAAUCAUGUCAAGUUAGUACUUGUUGUGUCAUAACAUAAAUCCUCGUGAUCGUUUUCAUGUUGUUUUAUGCGUAAUUGCGUUAUUUUGGUGAUUAAGUGACAAAUAGUGUGCAAAAUGAAUAGGUCUGUCAUCCGUAGCUCCGCCAGAGAGAUUAUUUAUAAAGUUUAUAAGAGAUGUUUAGCAGAAUCCGAAGCCGGACAGUAUUUAUCCGAUCUCAACGAUGUUUAUAAAAGAACUGCCGAAAUGACUGGUAAAUCUGUCAGUACUAUAAGACGAAUCGCAUUGGAAGGACAACGAAAUAAAGGUGUUUUUUCCACACCAGGAAAGCAUAGAGCGGGACGGCCUAGAAAAGACUUGGACGACUUUGAUUUGUGUGCGAUCAGACAAAAAAUUCAAUUCUUUUACACUGUGAAAAAGAUCGCGCCAACUCUACGAAACCUGUUACCUGUGGUUAGAGAAGACCUCCAAUUUAGCGGAAGCCGUGAACACUUACGAAAAGUUUUAAUAAAACUGGGCUUUAAGUACAGAAAAUGCCAAUCCGACAGACAAGCUCUGAUGGAAAAGCCAAAUAUUGCAGCAAAGCGUGAGGUUUAUCUGGAAAAGAUUAUCGAAAAUAGAAAUUUACCAGAUGACUUGAGAAAGGAUAUUAUUUAUCUAGACGAGAGCUAUGUCCAUACAUCCUACAAAUUAAAGAAAUGCUGGCAAUCCAUUGACAUACAUGGAAUAAAAGAAAAUGUGUCCAAAGGCAAGAGGUAUAUAAUUAUACAUGCAGGGAGUGAAAAUGGAUUCGUACCAAAUGCUCUUUUAAUAUUUAGUGGGAAAAAUAAAAAUGAAGACUACCACUCCGAAAUGAAUAAAAAUAAUUUCACAAAAUGGGUUACAGAAAAAUUAAUACCAAAUGUUCCUAAACCUUCUAUUAUAGUAAUGGAUAACGCCCCCUACCAUUCAGUAGUUCGCAAUAAAGCUCCCACUUCUGCAUCAAAAGUCAGUGAAAUAAAGCUGUGGUUGUCAGAGAACAAUAUACCAUUUUCUGAUACAACAAGAAAGCCAAAUCUGUUGAUGCUUGUCAAACAACACAAACCGGAGCCCAUCUAUGAAAUAGAUGAUCUUUUAAAUAGACAUGGUCACACAGUUGUAAGGCUCCCACCUUACCAUUGUGACCUUAACCCAAUUGAACUAGUGUGGGGCAUUGCAAAACAAAAAAUUGCAUCGCACAAUGUCGGAUCUGUUGACAUCAAGGCAGUAGCUGAACAAGCGUUUCAGAGUAUAUCUACUAAUGACUGGAGAAAUUCAUGCCAACACGUCAUGAAAAUAGAGAGAGAAUAUUAGGUAUCAAUUCAUAAUCAAUUAGAAAGUGAGAAAGGAAGAAUUCCUGGAGAGAGGGAAAACGGCAACGUUAGUUAGAAUUCUGAUCGAAUUCGACAUUCUCUGAAUACUGUUGAAAUCAUCUGAUGUAUCAGAUGUGUCUCAAAAUAUCGCCGUAAGCCAUGGUGGCCCUCCUAAGGUUGAUAAGGAACGGGGUGCAUUUACUUAUACUCCUAUGAUUGACUGUGCUACAUAUUCCGCCAUCAGAUAUGGCUCAAAAUUGUACUUAUUGUGAAGCUGUUAAAUGGCAAAAAGAAACGAACGGUAUGUUAUGCUCAGAUGGGAAAGUGCAUAUUGAAAUAUUAAAAAAUCCUUCGGAAAUAUUAAGAACACUGCGAAGCGGUCACAGUCAAAAUACUUCUUGAACAACAUCUGUUCUUACAAUAAUGCCUUUCAAAUGACGUCUUUCGGAGCAACAGAUUUCAAAAGGCUAUUUUAUGCCGACAUUUUAAGUGCAAGCCCAAGCUUACCACCUUGCACCUCAUUAUUGCUUCAAAUAGCCACAAGUUUCACGAAAUAUUAUAUUAUUUAUCGAAUUAUCAUGACCGGACACAACACUAGCAAGUGACCUACCGGGUCAUACUUCUAGCCGGCGGAAACCCACGGUCGGUGUAUGAAGGAUUGCAACAAUCUACCAUGCACGGAUACCAAAACGCGUAUAACAUAGCACGGCGUUUUAGGUUUAGAUGUUUAUGAUAUUCUAACUUUUAUCACAAGACUUGCUGACACGACCCCACUUCAUUAGACGAUGCUUUUUGGGUAUAUACAGUGUGUACAACUGACGAUGAACAUGCGCGUUGAAAUACAUCAGGAUCCAUCCGCUGAAACUUCCUCUAAAGAACUGUGAGAUAUUGGCAAUAGGAAAGUUGCUGUACAUGAAAAUACUGGAUUCAUCAAAUUACAGAUAGGCUUCUGCACAAUAACACACAUUUCUCCCGCCUACAUACACAAUAUGCUAAACAUAAGUAGUACAUAAGCUGAAAGAGCGAUCUUUUCAGCUAAAUAUCUGACAUCAAUGGGUUAAAUUAAGGAUACAAAAUAUAUUGCCUGGGGACUUGGUGUCAUACAAAUCUAUCGAUGCAGUUUGCGAUAUAACGAGCCUGUGAAUUAUCCCAUUGAGUUUUUAAAUCUAACUUGCCGGCCAUAGCCAUACCACCACAUCAUUUGAACUGAAGUUUGGAUCUCCGAUUAUUCUGCACCACGGCUUUGUAGUGGCGCACGAUAAGUCAUAAAAAAAUUAAUGAAACACGAGAUUGAAGCUAGCAUCUUGAAUGGCAGGUUUGACAAACAUUGUCUGUACAUGGCUUAAAUUUAGAAACACCGUGCUUUCAAACCUAAGUCAUGUUUUUAAAACCACCCAGUUUGUUUUUAUUGGCUAAAGACGGACUAAGAAUAUUGUACCCUCUCUUGCGCUAUUUUUUUUUUUCCAACUGACAGUAUAAUAGCAAUAUGAGUAAAGUUUUGUUGUUUAGAUAGCAUUUUUUUUUUCUAGAUAUAACAUAAUAUAUUAUGUACAUGGCAAAACAACGUUUGCCGGGUCAGCUAGUUACAUAUAUUUAUGAAAUAUUAAUUGCGCCGUAUACCUAAGCCUGCACUCAUAGGUUUCUAAUAUAUGUAUACUAUUAUUUCAAUUAAUUAUUAUGUAUAUGGGUAAUUUUCACGAAAUUCCGAAAUUCUUGUCCUUGGAGUUUAUAGAAAAAUCCAACAAAGAAAUAGAUGUUACUAAUGUUUCUAUACAAUCACCAUAACUAUACCUAAAAGUUUCACAUAAGAUUUAAGAGCCGUAUAAAUAAAUAAAUAAAAAUUCAGAACUAUAAUGUUCCUAAUAUCAUUCCCUCACUGUGUCCCAAGUACCUAUUUUAUUUAUUUUUAUUUACAAAACAAACACAAAAAUCAUUCUGAUCAUAUUCGAGUAGGUUGCAUUGUUUAGGAAUAUUAUAAAUUUAUGGGAAAAACCGAAAUUAGCGUUACAAAGUGAAAAACGCGUUAAAAAUUUGAAUAUUCAUUUGUGUCUCACAAAAAUAAAUCAUUCCCUCACACUAUUACUGGCAGUUGAAUUAUGAACGAAUUUUAAAUAAAAUACGAACGCUACCAUCAGCUUUUGAAAGUUGGCACUAAUGUCAAUUUAUCAAAAUGGCGAAUUUUCUGUGAUUGUGUUCGGGUGCCCGCUCAAAAAAGUUUUUAUUAAUUUUAUUGUUAAAAUAAACUUUUUGAUCGUCAUUUCAUCACAUUCUAAAAAAACAAAAGGUAAGUACUAUAACUGAUUAUAAGUUGCACAGAUAAGAUGGCUUUUGGGAGUUAUUACCAUAAGCAGAAAAAUCGUUUUAAAAGUAAGGUUAUGUUACGAGUUCUUUACGGUUAUUAUUUAUUUCGUCAUUCCCUCACCAUCAUUCCCUCCUAAAAAUUUAUGGUGAGGGAAUGAUGAUAUAUGAGGGAAUGAUUUUUGGUGGGCUAACUGGCUUUUUUUUUGUUUUCUUUUAUUAACACUUGAAUUUAUUGCUGCAAUAUUGUUGUAGAUUAAAAAAUGUCCAGAAAAAAGAAGAUAAGCAAAGAAGAAGCUAAAUUAAAAAAGCGAGAAUAUGACCGAAAGCGCAGGGAAAACAUGAAAGCUGAUCCUGAAACACUUCAAAUACUUCGCGAAAAAGAAAGAGUUAAAUAUAGAAAAAAAAAGAAAAAGGUCAAGUAAAACCUAUAUCCGCAAUGAGUUUCCGAGAAAGAAGACAAAAAAGGAAAAACUGGAGGAAAAAUAGCCAAAUAUAUAGAAACAAAAAAGUAAAAGUGCGCAAGAAUUUAGCAAGACUGUUAGAUGAGACACCACCUCCUAGCCCAGAACCUGGACAAAAUAAUGAUCAAUUAAGAAAUCUGGCAGUUAAUCGGAGAAGGCAGCAACUCAGAAGGCGUAGAGGAAUACUUUAUGCAAGAAUAUCCAGAUUACAGGAAAGACUGAAACAAGAAAUAAGAAGAAAAGAGAGAUUCCGUAAGAGAUGUCAAAGACAAAAUAAAAAUAAUCAGACUUCACCGGAAGCUAAAGUAUCAGCUCUCUUAAAGAACGUCCGAGUUCCUGAAAUUGUGAAGAAGAAGCUUCUCCUAUCAGAAGUUAUUACUAAACAGCUAAAAGAUAGGUACAGUAAUUUAAAGAAACAUUGUGAAAAGAAAAAGUACUAUGAAAUAGUAAAAAACCAGAUCUUUUGAAGAAGCACAAACUACUCAGCUUAUCGAAACAGUUUUUCAAACAUGAUUCUUACAAAAAGAGCGUUUCUAGGAAAGUCAGUGCUAAAUUGAUGAAGGUCAAAAAGGAUGUUCAAGAUUUUUUGGAAAAGGAUGAAAGUUCUCGUAUGUGCCCAGGAAAGAAAGAUUUCGUUAGGUCAAAGGGACAGGUGAAACAAAAACGUUUACUGUGCGAUACCAUGAAAAAUUUGCACAAUAAAUUCCUGACUACAGUUGAUUAUAAAA
Messenger RNA from Trichoplusia ni (cabbage looper), 9456 nucleotides. RefSeq lists its product as uncharacterized. The record is from RefSeq and is a predicted model, not a curated record. NCBI's taxonomy places the organism in Eukaryota, Metazoa, Arthropoda, Insecta, Lepidoptera, Noctuidae. The coding region runs from base 4753 to 5967 and encodes 404 amino acids. The transcript has 5 exons. Gene Ontology annotation, molecular function: nucleic acid binding.